AUGAAAGAAGUGAUUGUGUCGAAUGGCACGAGCAUCGAGAUUAUUGAUUCUCCGAUUCCGAUACCUCAAAACGGCGAGGUCCUGAUCAGGGUUAUCGCUAGUGGCUGUAAUCCAAAGGAUUGUAAACAAACUUUGUAUUUGCCGGCCGCCAAUAGUGGAGAUGACAUUGCUGGUGUCGUCGAGGCCAUAGGUGGCGGUGUUUUCGAGUUCAAGCCUGGUGAUCAUGUCGCAGCAUUCCAUCAGAUGUACGAACCUCACGGAUCAUUUGCCGAAUACGCUAUUGCACCAGCUUAUACAACCUUUCAUAAACCCACCAAUAUAUCCUUCGAGGAAGCAACUACGAUUCCCCUUGCCUUUUUGACAGCAGCAGUGGCACUGUAUCAUGAUCUUCAGCUCCCCUACCCUUGGGCCGGAGUUGAAGAUACAGUGGGAGCCGCGCCAUUGCUCAUCUAUGGUGCCGGAACAGCGGUGGGAAACUACGCACUUCAACUAGCCCAAAGAAGUAAUCUUCAUCCCAUUAUCUGUGUGGCUGGGCAGUCGACUACUCAGAUACGAGAAUUCAUGAAUCCUGUUCAUGGAGAUGUCGUUAUAGAUUACCGUUUGGGGGCUGAACAGACAGUGUCAUCGAUCAAACAUGCCUUGGGAGGGAAGCCAUUGCUCUAUGCCUUUGACGCAGUUUCUGACCACGGAAGUGACAGAAUCAUCGGCUCUGUGAUCAGCCCCGAGAAAUCUCGGAUGUCUAUCGUCCAGCCCAGAGGCCGGGCUCGCCUUCCCAGGGACUUCUCUAUACCUGAGACCUUUCGAGUACCAGCGCUACUUGGGGUUCCUGAUGGUGUUGACGUCAUUUAUACAUCUGUGGGACGCGUGCACUCCAGUGAAAAGCAGCUCGGGUUUGUAUUCUCAAGAUACAUUAGCCAGGGGAUACAGGAAGGGUGGUUUCGGCCUCAUCCGCAUGAAGUCAUGCCUGGUGGGCUUUAUGGCGUUGGCCAGGCUUUGGAAAACUUGCACCAUGGACAAGUACACUUUUCAAAAUAUGUUUUUAGAAUUGGGGAUACCGAGGGCAUCAGUGGCUAA
Molecule: messenger RNA, 1074 nt
Organism: Clonostachys byssicola
Lineage: Eukaryota; Fungi; Ascomycota; Sordariomycetes; Hypocreales; Bionectriaceae
Source: the annotation of a GenBank genome assembly